Messenger RNA from Saprolegnia diclina VS20, 1716 nucleotides. Its product is annotated as choline dehydrogenase. Lineage: Eukaryota; Oomycota; Saprolegniomycetes; Saprolegniales; Saprolegniaceae. The coding region runs from base 1 to 1716 and encodes 571 amino acids. The record is from RefSeq and is a predicted model, not a curated record. Gene Ontology annotation, molecular function: flavin adenine dinucleotide binding; oxidoreductase activity, acting on CH-OH group of donors. The transcript is spliced from 4 exons.
AUGUUGGCACGGUGGCUGGGGCGAGCCAAGGCGGCGCCGUCGCGUGCCGAGUACAUCAUCGUUGGCGGCGGCUCGGCGGGCAGCGUCCUUGCGAACCGCCUCUCCAAGGACCACUCGGUGCUACUGCUCGAAGCUGGCAAGAGCGACAAGGGGCAUUGGGACUCGUGGAAGAUGAAGAUGCCUGCGGCGUUGACGUUCAAUCUGGCGGACGCACGCUACAACUGGGCGUACAUGACAGAGCCGCAAGAGCACGUCAACAACCGCCGACUUGCGUGGCCCCGCGGCCGCGUCCUCGGCGGCUCGUCGUCGCUCAACGCAAUGGUAUACAUUCGCGGCCACGCCCACGACUACGACGACUGGGCGCGCAGCGGCGCGACAGGCUGGUCGUACGAAGACUGUUUGCCGUACUUUAAGAAGGCGCAAGCGCACGAGCUCGGCGAAGACGCGUACCGGGGUGGCCACGGCCCACUGCACGUGACCCGUGGCACGCAGAAAGACCAAGUGCUCUUCAAGGCCUUCAUUGACGCCGGCAUCGAUGCAGGGUACCCGUUCACAGACGACAUGAACGGGUUUCAGCAAGAAGGCUUUGGCUGGAUGGACAGUACGAUCUACAAGGGCAACCGCUGGAGCGCGUCGGCCGCGUACCUGCACCCGAUCGUCCGAGAGCGAUCGUCGCUGCACAUCAUCACCGAGGCGCUUGUGCAUCGCGUGCUUUUGAACGGUACGUCAGCGACGGGCGUCGAGGUGUCGGACGCCAGCGGCAACCUCACCACGUACACGGCCGAGAAGGAGGUCAUUCUGUGUGGCGGCGCUAUCAACUCGCCGCAGACGCUGCUGCUCUCGGGCAUUGGACCCGCGGAUGCCUUGCGUGCCCACGACAUUCCUGUUGUCGCCAACAUUGCCUCCGUGGGCCAGCACAUGGAAGAUCACUUGGACAUGUACGUUCAGUUCCAGUGCACCAAGCCCAUUACGCUACACAACGCCUCAUGGAAGUACCCGCACAACAUGGUCGCGAUUGCGCUACAGUGGCUUUUCCAGCGCUCGGGGCAAGGCGCGUCUGCGCACCUCGAAUCGGGCGGCUUUAUUCGCAGUCGCCCGGGAUUACGCCAGCCCGAUUUGCAAUACCACUUUUUACCCGGCGCACUCACCGGUCAGCUCACGCCAGGUCCUGUCCAUGCGAUGCAGGCGCACUGCAGCCCGAUGCGGGCGACGAGCCGCGGCGAGCUCACGCUGCAGUCGCGCGACCCGCGGCAGCCGCCGCGCAUCGACCCGCGAUACCUCUCGACGCGCGAGGACGUCGACGACAUUCGCAACGCAGUGCUUUUGACGCAGGAGCUGUUCCAGCAAAAGGCCAUGGACCCGUUCCGCGGUGAACCGCUCUCGCCCAACCGCCUCUUUGGCGACAGCGAACAUGCGGCCAUCGAUGCGUGGGUACGAAACCAUACCGAGAGCGCGUACCACCCGUCGUGCACAAACCGCAUGGGUACCGACACGCGGACGACGGUCGUCGACCCACAGUGUCGCGUACACGGGCUCCAGAAUCUGCGCAUCGUCGACGCCUCGAUCAUGCCCAACAUUGUGAGCGGCAACCUCAACGCACCGACGAUCAUGAUUGCCGAAAAGGCUGCCGACAUCAUCCUCGGCCGCCCGCCACUGCCCAAAGCCAAGGGCAUCCCGGUCUACGAAGCGCCGCGCUGGGCAACCCACCAACGCUAA